AUGGAAAAGCUGGUGGCAGAGUGUGAGCUCGACUGCCCUGACGAGAAGCAGAUUCAGGUUUUCGAAAAGUGUCUUGCACUGUUGCGACCUGAUUGUGAUGCACGUAGCAAAUCGUUAGCAUGGUUGCUGUUAUCGAAGAUUGUUGAGAAAUGCAGUUCCCAGUGUCUUCGAGCUGUACAGUCACGUCUGGGAAAGAAAUUAGCUGAUGUCAAGAAUGACCCAAACAUUUAUAGCGGUCUUUUUGUACGAGAGUUGCUUAUCAGAAAUCCCCAGGUGGGAAACCUGCAUGCAGAUCUCGUUCAAGACAUCAUAUUGCGGUUCAUUGAUAUGGCCGCGACGAGCAGUGAUUCAACUAUCAGGAAGCUUUGCACUGAACUUUAUGCCAUUCGUUAUGGUUGUGAUGCACAGAUGUCCCAGAGACUCUUGGCCACACUUUCUGCUGCCAUUUCUAAUCGCCUGUUGUCUCAAGAAGAGCGGGCAGUCGUGCUUGAUCUUAAAUCGCUCGGAAUUUCCUCUUUGCGUAAUGAUCUUUGCAAGCUUCUUUUCGACAUAUUCUCUUCGGCUCUCUCUCGUGCGAAGCAAGGUCAGUAUAUCACAUGCGAACCUGUUAUGAAAAUUUUGGAUGAUGCUCUUAACGAUACUUCGCUGUGCGAUGCAGCGUUGACUACAAUCCAGUCUAUCUGUGAAAACGGAAGGCACUCAGCGUUACCUAUUAUUCCUCGAAUGGUUUUGAUGCUGAUUUCUAAGUUGGACUCGAAUAGUAGUACUUUGUACGAGACCUUGGCGCAUAUAUGCAGACUCUAUGGUCCUGGUUCAACAUUGUUUCGACAUUUCUACGAGAUUUUCAGUUCUAUGAAACAUCCAUUGGAAGAGCAGGACUACGGUUCUUCGGCUGGUCAUUUGUUGUCGGCAAUCAUUGAAACCUCGGCGUUUUUGAUCAAACCCGAGGUUUUGAUCUCGAUACAACGGAAAAUAUGCGAGGAGAUUCUCCGAAAACCUGAGUCUGUUGUGUAUCGAGGGGUAUUAAUAUCAUUCCUCAGUUGCAGUCACGAAUUAGUCGCGGCCCCCGUACAGGUCGCGCGUACCGUCAUAGCCAGAUGUGCGGAUACAACGGACCUACAAACGCUUCGAUCGCUAUGUGAUGUAUUGACAAGGCCACGAAUCCAGGUACUACAGUGGAGCAUUUUUUGGAAUAUACCAUCUAAUUCUUCGAUUUGUUCUCUCUUUUUAUGA
This is a messenger RNA of Haemonchus placei, 1233 nucleotides long. NCBI's taxonomy places the organism in Eukaryota, Metazoa, Nematoda, Chromadorea, Rhabditida, Trichostrongylidae. The record is from the annotation of a GenBank genome assembly.